AUGCUCCUCGCAAACUACGGCUCAGACUCAGGCUCAGAAUCCGAGCCAGACGCUCCCCCCGCCCCUCCCCCAGCCCCCAAACCCACCACCGCCGCCCAACCACACAAGAAGAAGAAGCCCGUCAAGAUCACUCUCGACCUUCCCAAGUCCGCCGACGCUGCCGAGGAUGAGGUCGACGGAGAGAAGCGCAAGAAGGGCGAUGCAGACAGCGACGACGAAAGAGCUCCCAAGAAGGCCCGCCUGCCAAAAGGUGGAAAGGGAAACUCGUCUCUGCUAGGCAUGCUGCCUGCUCCGAAACGCAAGCUGCCAGCGCCUCCCUCGGCAUCUGGUUCGGGGUCAAAAGGCGCCUCUGGAUUGGUGGUGAACAAGGCUAUGGCUAGGUCUCAGCUGCCGGCACCUCCCAAGCUCGCGAAAGCUGAGGACGAUAGCGAUGAGGAAGAAAGCGUCCUGUUACCGCCGUCUCUGGCAAGGAAGCAGAACAAGGAAGAGGUGGUCGAUUUGUUUGGAUUAUCGCCGGCCCUGAAACCAAAAGCAGCCACUGCAUCCGCCAUCAAACCACCAGCCAUCUCUUCCGCCCCUCUCGCCCCCGAUUUUGUCCCUCCCGAACCAACGUCCUCCGAUGCCUACCCUGGGUACUACCAGCUUCCCUCUGGCGAGUGGCGUGCCCAUGAUCCAGCUUACUACGCUUCCUUCUUCCCCUCUUCGUCCGCUCAGCAAGAGCCGGAAGAAGGGGAAGAUGGAAGAGUGGGCAAGCAUUGGGAUGCGUUCGAGAAGGGUCAAUUCAAGGGCCAGAUAUUGGAUAUCGAUGCGAACCAGGGGCUGGAAGAGGCCAGAAAGGAGGCGGAGAGGAGAGAGUUGAUGAAAAAGCCCAAGGCUCCAGGGGACGAAUUUGUCUAUCAGGCAAGUCGGCGAGUGGUACAAAGGUGCAAGCUGACGGUAUCGCAACCAAAGGGCCAGAUCAAGGGUCUUGCUUCGCAGAGGCAUCAACUUACAUCCCUGCUCAGCACAGCGUACUCCCAACGAGAAGAGCUCGAGCAGAGAAUCGCAGCCAACAAGAAGGGUAUGCAAGGAGCGGGUCACAAAUACGGUUUCUAA
Cryptococcus wingfieldii CBS 7118 is the source of this 1095-nucleotide messenger RNA. RefSeq lists its product as hypothetical. Gene Ontology annotation, cellular component: nucleus. The transcript is spliced from 3 exons. Lineage: Eukaryota; Fungi; Basidiomycota; Tremellomycetes; Tremellales; Cryptococcaceae. The record is from RefSeq and is a predicted model, not a curated record. The coding region runs from base 1 to 1095 and encodes 364 amino acids.